CAACACUUUCCCGCUCUGAUUACAGACACUCUCAACGGCUCAUUGACAGCAGGGAGAGGAGUUAAUUCAUAGAAAAUGAGGGAAUGCAUCAGUGUUCAUGUAGGACAGGCUGGAGUUCAGAUGGGAAAUGCCUGCUGGGAAUUGUAUUGUUUGGAGCAUGGUAUUCAACCUGAUGGUCAGAUGCCUUCUGACAAAACUGUUGGAGGGGGAGACGACUCAUUCAACACUUUUUUCUGUGAAACUGGAGCUGGCAAACAUGUGCCAAGAGCAGUAUUUGUUGACCUGGAAACUACAGUUGUUGAUGAGAUAAGAACAGGUACAUAUAGACAACUCUUCCAUCCUGAACAAUUGGUAUCUGGUAAAGAAGAUGCAGCAAACAAUUACGCAAGAGGUCACUACACCAUUGGUAAAGAGAUUGUAGACUUAGUUCUUGACAGAAUUCGUAAACUGGCAGAUCAGUGUACUGGUUUACAAGGUUUCCUCAUCUUUCACAGUUUUGGUGGUGGCACAGGAUCAGGAUUCACUUCCCUGCUUAUGGAACGUCUCAGUGUUGAUUAUGGAAAGAAAUCAAAAUUAGAAUUUGCCGUCUAUCCAGCUCCUCAAAUUUCAACUGCUGUUGUUGAGCCAUACAACUCCAUCUUGACCACUCACACAACCCUUGAACACUCUGACUGUGCCUUUAUGGUUGAUAAUGAGGCUAUCUAUGACAUAUGCAGACGUAAUUUAGAUAUAGAGAGACCGUCUUACACAAAUUUGAACAGACUGAUUGGUCAGAUUGUCAGUUCCAUUACUGCUUCCUUAAGAUUUGAUGGUGCAUUAAAUGUCGACCUUACUGAAUUCCAAACCAACUUGGUACCAUAUCCACGCAUUCAUUUCCCUUUAGCUACAUAUGCUCCAGUCAUAUCUGCAGAAAAAGCUUAUCAUGAACAACUAUCUGUUGGUGAGAUCACCAAUUCUUGCUUUGAACCAGCCAAUCAAAUGGUAAAAUGUGACCCACGCCAUGGCAAGUAUAUGGCUUGCUGUAUGUUGUACAGAGGAGAUGUAGUCCCCAAAGAUGUCAAUGCUGCCAUUGCAACCAUAAAGACCAAGAGAACCAUCCAGUUUGUUGACUGGUGUCCAACUGGCUUCAAGGUGGGAAUCAAUUAUCAACCACCAACUGUUGUCCCAGGAGGUGAUUUGGCUAAAGUACAGCGAGCUGUCUGUAUGUUGAGCAACACCACUGCAAUUGCUGAGGCUUGGGCUAGGCUUGAUCACAAGUUUGACUUGAUGUAUGCCAAAAGAGCUUUUGUACACUGGUAUGUAGGUGAGGGUAUGGAGGAAGGAGAGUUUUCAGAGGCUAGGGAAGACUUGGCAGCUCUAGAGAAAGAUUAUGAAGAAGUUGGUGUUGAUUCUGCUGAUCAAGAAGGAGAAGAGGAGGGUGAAGAAUAUUAAUUCUAAACUUCGUGUUUUAUGUGGCAUACAAUGAACAGAAUUUGUGCUUUCAAUUUAUAGUGCAUGCAUACAUGAGAUUAAAGUCAGAUCAGUACUCAAUAGGCAAAAUUAGUUGUAAUUAUAUUGAAUCAACAUUAAUCAAGGUUUUGACAUAAAUGAUAUGUAUAUGUAUAUAUUAGUACACUCGUUAAUAAUAAGAGGAUAAUGUAGCAUUCUGUAGGACAUUUAAAUCAUGUGAUUUUUAAAUAUUUUCAGUUUUGCUGGUUGCAAUAAUUAGCAACUUUCUUGAAAUUAAUAUUUUGUAAUAACUUUAUUUCAUAGGGAAAGUAUUCAAUCUUCCAUCUGUCUGGUGUCAAGAUAAUAUUUCAUCAAGGGUUAAAGUAAUUUUAGUUUAAACUACAGUUAAUGUUAUUUAAGGACACCUUAAAAUAUGAACUGAAGAAAAUAAAUGUCAACGAUUUACAAGUCAAUUGUACAUAAACUGUUUUAACAUGAACACAUUUAGUGGGAAACUUUUGAAGGAGUAACUGAAUUAGGAGAAGUUAGGGGGAAAUGUGGUAAAUUAAGAUAUCUUUCACACCAAACCAUCAUCAUAUGAAGACUUCCCCAGUGAUCUUUAAUUAGUAAUUAUCUUACCAGCAAUUAAUGACUAUCUUAUUAUUAUACAAUGUACCUAUGUAUUAACUCAACUUUUCGAAUAUAUUAUACACAUGUAUUACUUUAUAAUCAUUUCUUUUUUGUUUGACAUUGUGUAUGUGUUUGAUCAUGUGAUUUUGAAGGGGAAAUGUAAAAUUUAUAUUUGUGUCCAUAUUUGAUUCAUACAAAUUAAAUAUUCAAUUGCAAUA
Molecule: messenger RNA, 2276 nt
Organism: Mytilus californianus (California mussel)
Lineage: Eukaryota; Metazoa; Mollusca; Bivalvia; Mytilida; Mytilidae
Product: tubulin alpha-1 chain-like
Exons: 3
Coding region: 76-1431 (451 amino acids)
Biological process (GO): mitotic cell cycle; microtubule cytoskeleton organization
Cellular component (GO): cytoplasm; microtubule
Molecular function (GO): structural constituent of cytoskeleton; GTP binding
Source: RefSeq, a predicted model, not a curated record